CUUGGAGCAGUCGAGGUUGAAUGAGAGUGCGUGUAGGUCCUCAAUCGGUACCGGUCGACGUGCGGAACGAGUAAAGCAUGAAAAUUUUAGCGUUUUUAGCCUUAUUAGGCUUUGCUGCGGUGGAAUCUAAGGUGUUCUUCCAAGAGACUUUCUCCAGUCCAGAUUGGGAUUCAAAAUGGGUUCAGUCUGAGCACAAAGGCAAGGAGUUUGGUAAAUUCAAGUUAACACCUGGAAAAUUUUAUGGUGAUGCUGAAAAAGAUAAGGGAAUACAAACAUCACAGGAUGCUCGCUUCUAUGGGUUGUCGUCAAAGUUUGAGCCUUUCAGCAACAAGGAAUCGCCUUUAGUAAUUCAGUUCACCGUAAAGCAUGAGCAGAAUAUAGAUUGUGGUGGUGGAUACCUAAAAGUAUUUGACUGCUCCCUCGACCAGACAGAUAUGCACGGCGAAUCUCCAUACCUCCUUAUGUUUGGUCCUGACAUUUGUGGUCCAGGCACUAAAAAGGUUCAUGUAAUCUUCAAUUACAAAGGAAAGAACCAGCUUAUCAAAAAAGACAUUAGAUGUAAGGAUGAUGUCUUCUCACAUUUGUACACUUUGAUUGUGAAUCCCGAUAAUACCUAUGAGGUCUUGAUUGACAAUGAGAAGGUCCAGUCUGGAGGACUUGAAGAUGACUGGGAUUUCCUUCCCCCAAAGAAGAUCAAGGAUCCAGAAGCUAGCAAACCUGAUGACUGGGAUGACAGGCCUACCAUUCCUGACCCUGAAGACUCCAAACCUGAAGAUUGGGAUCAACCAGAGCACAUUCCUGACCCAGAUGCUAACAAACCAGAAGAUUGGGAUGAUGAAAUGGAUGGUGAAUGGGAACCCCCAAUGAUUGAUAACCCAGAGUACAAAGGUGAAUGGAAACCCAAACAAAUUGACAAUCCUGACUACAAGGGACCUUGGGUACAUCCAGAGAUUGACAACCCAGAAUACACACCAGAUAAUGAAAUUUACAAAUAUGAUGAGAUUUGUGCUGUUGGUUUAGAUUUAUGGCAGGUAAAAUCUGGUACCAUAUUUGACAACUUCCUUAUUGGUAAUGACAUCGAGGAAGCUAGAAAAAUUGGUGAAGAAACAUGGGGAGCAACUAAAGAUGCUGCUAAAAAAAUGAAGGAUGAACAAGAUGAAGAAGAAAGAAAGAAGGCAGAGGAAGAAGCAAAGGCAGCAGGUGGUGAUGAGGAGGACGAUGAUGAUGAUGAAGAUCUGGAUGAUGAAGAUGAUGAUGAUCUUGAUAAUGAAUUGGAGCAUGAUGAGCUUUAAUUUUUUUAUUUAUAAGGAUAUGAGGCAGUUAUUUAAGUAAAGUAGCCUGUUUGAAAGGACUUUUUAGUCAGACAGGAAAGGAAGACUUUCAUAUUAGUUUCUUGCUGGAACACCUGAUCUUAUCGUUAUUGGUUAGGAUGAAGUGCUUCAGUGAUAGUCUCGGGGAACCUGUAGGGUGAGGUUGCGCAAUAUUUGAUCAUUCCAAAGUCUCAGCCUAAGGUUCUCGGACAAACGCCGUCCCUAGUGGAAGGUGUUCGCAUUUCGCUUAUCACCUGUCGUCAUCCCAUUCCCAUAAUCAUCAAUGAGUAUGCAGCACAAUCCUGAAUGUUUGUAAAUCUUGUGUGAAGUGCUGUGGUACUAUACUUUACUAGUAGUGCAGCACCUAAGGUGUGAAUGAUUAAUUUCCAAUAAAUAUAAAUUGGGA
Macrobrachium nipponense is the source of this 1716-nucleotide messenger RNA. Its product is annotated as calreticulin-like. Gene Ontology annotation, cellular component: endoplasmic reticulum; endoplasmic reticulum membrane. NCBI's taxonomy places the organism in Eukaryota, Metazoa, Arthropoda, Malacostraca, Decapoda, Palaemonidae. Gene Ontology annotation, molecular function: calcium ion binding. The transcript is spliced from 4 exons. The record is from RefSeq and is a predicted model, not a curated record. Gene Ontology annotation, biological process: protein folding. Bases 78 to 1292 code for a protein of 404 amino acids.